UCAGCGGUACGUUUAUCCCAUGCCACUAGUGGAGGUGUUCGCUGUUCGUGUUCAGGUGAGCGCGUACAGUUAGUUAUACUGUCCUUAUUCCGCUACUUUCAUGAGCCACGGAGAGGAGGAGGAGGACCUGGGGGCACAGUUGGCCCAUCGUGGUAUGCGAGCACGGACAGAAGGGAGACUGGACAGGGAGAAGACGACACGGAGAGCGGCCACAGCCGACCCCAACGCGACAUGGAGAUGACAACCCGCAACUUGCACCUCGACUCCAAAGUUGACAAUUGCGAUGGAGUGAUCAACAGAAACGGCGUGGACAUGACGGAGAUAUCUGUGCCACUGUCCCACCCCGGGAAGCGUAUGCCUCAAAUCGAGGGGGACAAUCUUUAUAGAUUGCGAGACAGAAAGUUUUUAUUGGAGGACAAAAAGCGUCUGUGCGCUUGGGCUCUGGGCACCGCACUGCUUGGGACACUGCUCAUGAUACUGCACGCGGAGCUGUGCCCGUUUAUUUACCAAUCGGACUCCCGCUACGCCUUUAUCAUCCACUGCUCCAUCAGCAUGUCCACUGGUUGUCUUCUGAUUCUCAUCGUAGCCUUCCAUUAUAAGGACAUCAGGCUCUUCAUCAUUGACCACAACCAGGUGGACUGGCGCAUCGCCAUGACAAGCCGCAGGGUGCUGGGCAUCUCCCUGGAACUGCUGGUCUGUGCCAUCCACCCUGUGGGCACCUACUGGGAGGUGGGCGUCCCCGCGCCCAUCGCCAGGGAGGGGGUAGAGGUCAACUCGUCCAACUCGGCGCCGCUGUGUGUGUCCUCCCGCCACGGGGAGGCGCUGUUGGACACAGAGCUGCUGCUGUCGGUGCUGAUGUUCCUCAGGCUGUACCUGGUCCACAGGACGAUCCUACUGCACAGCAAGGUGCUGCUCAGUGCCUCCUAUAGGAGUAUCGGCUCGCUCAACAACAUCAACUUCACGUUCCGCUUCGUGCUCAAGGUGCUGAUGAACAAGUACCCAGCGCGCACGCUGAUGGGUUUCAUCUUCUUGUUCUGGCUCAUCGCCUCCUGGAUGCUCACGCUGUGUGAGAGGCAGACACAGGAGGAGACUGGUCGUAUGGACACGGCUCUCUGGCUCAUUGCCAUCACCUUCCUCACCGUAGGAUACGGGGACGUGUCCCCCAAAACCAGCUGUGGCAAAGUGGUGUGCCUCUUCACCGGAGUCAUGGGUGUGGCCUGUACCGCCAUGCUGGUGGCCGUCAUGACCAAGAAGCUGGCGCUGAACAAAGGAGAGAAACACGUGCACUUCUUCAUGAUGGACAUCCAGAUCUCCAAACGGAUACGCCAUGCUGCUGCCAAUGUGCUGAGGGAGUGCUGGCUGCUGCACCGCACCAACCUGACCAAGGGCAACAGUGGAGAGCACCGGAGACACCAGAGGUGCCUACUGGAGGCCAUCAGAGUAUUCCGGCACCUGCGCCUCAAACAACGGAAGCUGAGAGAUUACGCCAGCGAGAUGGUCGACCUGCCCAAGAUGCAGAUGAUCAUGUGCGAUUUGAGUGCCAACUGGAACAACUCGUACCGGGAGCUGGAGCAGCGCAUCAUCUCCAUGGAGCAGAAGUUAGACGAGCUGGGCCACUGCUUCCAACAGACCUCUGAGCUGCUGGCACAGGCCCUGCGCUACCGCAACCCUGAAAUCAGGUGACUCGUGGCUGUGUGGUGGUUGGGUGAACCACACUCCCUGCAGGCCUUUCCCAAAGACUAAAGAUGGAUGCUACCAGCCUUGUAUGUAAUUUCCAUCAGACCGGGAUGGGAAUCCUAUUCCCCCCAAAGCUGCAUUUAACAUUUGGCCUGCUGCACCACUUGAACUACUGCCAGGACCAAGGCUGGCAUCGUCUUCUGACCCGGCGGCUGAAUAGACCCAACGCAACGACUCGUACUUGUAUAGACAAAAAAUGAAAAAUAGUUCAUUUGACUAAAGCGGGGUCUGAUAUAGAUGACUGGUGUAUUUGUAUCAGAUGUAUUUAAUGUACAAAGUAUUGCGUUAAGAAUCUAAAUUAAGAACUACAGUAACAUAGCCUCUGGUUCUGUAGCUUGCGUCAUCUCAGAGAGGUUUAAACAGCGUUUUUAAAUGUGAGGGGAACUUAUUUGUAUGCCACUCAGUAUUGACAGCCUCCCUCAAAGUGUCUUUCAAUCAUACCUUUUUCCACAAGUAAAAGCAAAACGGUUAUUCCACACGUUUUUCCUAACAGGAAGUAUAAAGCGGCAACAUCCCAGUGUAUGGGACAACUGCCUCAUUAUUAGAGAGCUGCUGGUCACUUAUAAAAUACACAUCUCUGUUCUCUUACUGUUCUAAUCCUCUCCGUUUGGUUAGAUUAGGGAAUAAAACACAAUCUCUUCACAUGGCCUUAGUUAGAGGGCUAAACUGCUAGUCAGUUGCCAUGUCUCAAGGGCUGCCCACUCAAACACUCCCUAGGGUACUGGGGAGUUACCAAAGUAGAUUCUGAAUUUAACAGACUCUUUCGCAUAAAGAACUAAUCUAGACUGUUAAGGCCCGACAUAUAUUGUUGUUUUAAGGAUUAUUGUAUGGGGAAGCAGUCAGUUUACAUAGUUAAACUGUUCUUAUAACAAUCAAGUGGCAUAGCCUAAUAAAGUACGCAGGCUGGCAUUUACUGGGAUGACUCAUGUACUGGAGGCAGCUCUGCAGAGUGGUCACUAGCUGGACACAGCCACAAAGUCAUUCAAUCUGAUUUGAAACUGAACCCUAACCACACUGCAAAACAUAAUGCCUAACCUAAUUUUGUUUUCAUUAAUUUUUUACAAUAUAGCCAAUUUUGACAGUUCUGCCUCCAGGGCAAGACUCACGACAAUAAACGUCAACCUGCAUAAAGUAAAGGGUGACAUUGCUCACUGUUAUUCUAAUUCUGAUGUGGCAGCUCCCCCCAGUGGAUAUGUACAUGCAUGACAAUUACAAACACCAGUCACAGACAUGAAUAUAUGUCAUACGAUGUCUUAUUCUUGGUCUCUGUGGAAGCCUAUGGGUAAUAAUACAUCAUCACAGUCUAAAUACUUUUGAAAUCUUUAACCAAACAAAACUUUUGUGACAUGGAUUGUUUUUUGGACUAGUAACAGCCAAAUUAUAUUUAGUACACAGGUAGGAUUAAAAGUGGCCAGUCUUCAAAGAAGGGUGCAUUUUUAGAACACAGCUCUCAAUACAUUUUGCACUCAAAUGUGAAUGGGGAAAUAUGUGUCAGUGGCACUGCAUUGUCUUAUAUGCAUAAUUUAUGUCAUUCACUUUGUGAAUCCACAAAUUCUACACAUGUUCUCCAGCCCCAAUGGUAAAGCUGGUAAUCUGGGGCAUUACCAAAUUAAGGACCUUGUGAGGACAACUAUUCCCAUGGUUGUAUUUAAACUGGAGUUCUGCGUCCAUUAAGUGGAGUUAAGAUAUGUAAUUAAAUUUUUUUAAAUGUUUUUUUUUAACGAGGAUCACAUGUACAGGUAAUAUUGUGAAAUCAGCUUACAAAGGAUAGAUUAUGCAACAAUGAUAACUGAAAACGUUUACAGCUUUUCUUUUGCACAUGAUAAAACCAUGCAUUGUAAAUACA
This is a messenger RNA of Coregonus clupeaformis (lake whitefish), 3583 nucleotides long. Its product is annotated as intermediate conductance calcium-activated potassium channel protein 4. Gene Ontology annotation, biological process: potassium ion transmembrane transport. Gene Ontology annotation, cellular component: neuronal cell body; plasma membrane; neuron projection. Gene Ontology annotation, molecular function: calmodulin binding; intermediate conductance calcium-activated potassium channel activity; small conductance calcium-activated potassium channel activity. The coding region runs from base 232 to 1683 and encodes 483 amino acids. The record is from RefSeq and is a predicted model, not a curated record. NCBI's taxonomy places the organism in Eukaryota, Metazoa, Chordata, Actinopteri, Salmoniformes, Salmonidae. The transcript is spliced from 9 exons.